Messenger RNA from Quercus robur (English oak), 1233 nucleotides. RefSeq names its product serine/arginine-rich SC35-like splicing factor SCL28. Gene Ontology annotation, molecular function: DNA binding; RNA binding. Bases 182 to 943 code for a protein of 253 amino acids. The record is from RefSeq and is a predicted model, not a curated record. Gene Ontology annotation, biological process: sperm DNA condensation; spermatogenesis. Lineage: Eukaryota; Viridiplantae; Streptophyta; Magnoliopsida; Fagales; Fagaceae. Gene Ontology annotation, cellular component: nucleus; nucleosome. The transcript is spliced from 7 exons.
ACUAGCAAGAAAGCGUACCGGGUGUCUGCUAACCCUUAUCCCUCUCUCCCUCCAAAACUUUCGAAACCCACACGACGCAACAAAUUCACUAUUCUCUUUCUUCCUCUAGGGUUAGGGUUUUUGCUUUCUCUGCUCUUCUCCUCCUUCUAGGGUUUCCCCUCAAAAAAAGCAAAGCAAAAAAAUGGCGAGGUACAGAAGCCGAAGCAGAAGCUACAGCCCUCGCCGCCGUAGCAGAACCCCGCCGCGUGGCCGCAAGCGAUACUACGACGACGAGCCUCGCGAUCGCUACCGUGAAAGCAGGUCGUACAGAGACCAGCGUCGCUCUCCUGCUCCUUCUGGCUUGCUCGUUCGCAAUCUCCCCCUUGACGCUAGGCCUGAAGAUCUGAGGGGUCCAUUCGAGCGGUUUGGUCAGGUGAAGGAUGUGUAUCUUCCGAAGAAUUACUAUACUGGGGAGCCACGAGGCUUUGGAUUUGUGAAGUACCGUUAUGCUGAAGAUGCCUUGGAAGCAAAACAACAACUGAAUCAUACAAUUAUUGGUGGACGGGAGAUAAGAAUUGUGUUUGCUGAAGAGAACAGAAAAACUCCUCAAGAAAUGCGUACAACUACCCGUGUAAGUAGUGAUCGAUAUGGAGGUAGCCGUAGAAGGAGAACUCCACCACGGUCCCCUCGACGUCGAUACCGCUCUGACUCAAGGUCUCCAACUCCAGUUAGGCGUGACUCAAGGGACCAUGUGGCUAGGGAUGAUUAUCGUUCUCCCGUGCGAUCUAGGUCAUUUUCACGAUCACCUCCUCCACGUGAUGAGAGGGAGUACAGGAGGUCCCCAAGUCCAAGAGAAAAUGGUCGGAGUCCCCAAGAUGAGAGGGAUUUUGCACCGAGUAGGUCAUUAAGUCCAAGGGGCAAUAAUCGCAGUCUGUCUCGGUCACGAUCCUACAGUCCUCGCUGAUGGUUGUCGCAUGCUGCUCUCAUGUUGUGUUUUCACUGGUUCAAAGCGAAUUCGGAACAUUAGUUUGGCUAGAAGAAGAAUUAGUUUCGUAUUUGGAAGGGCAUGCACAUUGGUAAUAUUAUGACUGUUGUUAUCCUGUGGUUGUGUUUUGUCAGAUUUAACCCUUUCAUUUGUUAGUCAAAUGGGUGCUUGUAAUUUCUGAAGGAGCAUUAACUCAUUUCUAUGGUUGCUUUGGUUUUUGAAAACCAUUACCUUAUUUGGGGUGCAAAGUAAUUUCCAUUUGACCGUAA